Messenger RNA from Anopheles funestus (African malaria mosquito), 982 nucleotides. It is a transcript of the gene Bet5, whose product is annotated as trafficking protein particle complex subunit 1. The transcript has 4 exons. Lineage: Eukaryota; Metazoa; Arthropoda; Insecta; Diptera; Culicidae. Gene Ontology annotation, cellular component: TRAPP complex. Gene Ontology annotation, biological process: endoplasmic reticulum to Golgi vesicle-mediated transport. The record is from RefSeq and is a predicted model, not a curated record. Bases 159 to 596 code for a protein of 145 amino acids.
UGUUUAUUUUACGUGCCCGAACAGCGGCUGAAUCGGAUGGUCCGAAAGUGGUUGUGUGUAAUACAAGCUGGAGCAAUAAAGUGAUUGUAUUCAUUUACGUGCAUAUUUUGAAGCAGUUCCGUAGCGAGAAGAUCAUUUAGAGAAACACUCGCCAUAUAAUGACGAUAUACAAUUUAUACAUUUUCGAUAAACUUGGCACUUUGUUGUACUACGGGGAAUGGAACCGUCUGAAGCAGUCGGGAAUCACAAAAGAUGAGGAAGCGAAGCUUAUGUACGGCAUGCUGUUUUCGAUCAAAUCGUUUGUCAGUAAAAUAUCCCCCAUCGAACCGAGGGAAGGCUUCCUGUACUAUAAGACCAACAAGUAUGCAUUACACUAUCUCGAGGUUCCUUCUGGGUUGAAAUUCGUUCUGAACACAGAUAACACAUCGACCGGGAUACGGGAGUUUCUACAGAACAUUUACACGAAGAUAUGGGUUGAGUAUGUCGUACGAAAUCCCCUGUGGACUAUCGGGACUCCUGUCACGUCGGACAUUUUUAAGACAAAGCUGGAUGACUUCGUGAAACAAUCGCCACUAUAUGGUUCAAAGAUAAUUUAAUCAGUCAACCACUUUUGUAUGUUUUGAACGUGUACGGCACGCGCGCGUGUUACUGAGGAUGGGUCAUUCGGGUUCGACGCACGCAAAUCAAUAUGAUGGGCACCCUCGGGGAUUAGCACGAUCUUGACAUUGUCAUUCGUUGACCGCAAUACACCGCCUCCGGACCAAGGAUCUAGUAGCCCAUUGCUGAAAACGAUAUUGGUGAUGCUCCCUCUGAAAUAGAGCACGGUUAAUCGAAGAAGCGUUCGAGUUGUUAACAAAUUUAAAUUUUGGUACAAGCUUCUUACAGCAUGAACAUUAAAUAACGAUAAAUAACCUAAAUACUUUUGUUGAAGACUGGUGUGUGAAUAAGUUAUAAAAUAAAAUGCUACGCAAAUCUGAUAUAA